Camelus dromedarius (Arabian camel) is the source of this 5018-nucleotide messenger RNA. Its product is annotated as zinc finger protein 546. Bases 322 to 2670 code for a protein of 782 amino acids. Lineage: Eukaryota; Metazoa; Chordata; Mammalia; Artiodactyla; Camelidae. The record is from RefSeq and is a predicted model, not a curated record. Gene Ontology annotation, biological process: negative regulation of transcription by RNA polymerase II. The transcript has 7 exons. Gene Ontology annotation, molecular function: DNA-binding transcription repressor activity, RNA polymerase II-specific.
GAACCCUGAGGGCCCCCAACCGUGCGUUCUGGGUGGCUCAGCCCCCGCCCAGGAGUUGGUGGAAGCCUGGGAAGAAGUCUGUGCUAGUCCUGCCAUUCUCCAAAAGAAGGAUCCUGAGGAGGACAGAAAAAUUGUUGUUGCACAUCUAAAAGUACAGAUCAGGGGACCUCCGUGGCGAUAAAUGGAUUUUAUGCUGUAUGCUUCAUACCAGCUCUGUCCAGUAGAACUUUCUGUGAUGAUGGCCCUGGCUUCUCUGUACUCUGUGCUUUUCCAGUGGAGAGAGCCCAAAGAGGACUAACAAGGUCUUGCAGGGCUAUAACCAUGGCCUAUAUGUCCUUGGCAUUCAAGGAUGUGGCCAUAGACCUCUCCCAGGAGGAGUGGGAGUGCCUGGACCAUGAUCAGAGGACUUUGUACAGGGAUGUGAUGUUGGAGAACUAUAGCAACUUGGUCUCAUUAGGAUGUUCCACUCCUAAGCCAGACGUGAUUACUUUAUUGGAGCAAGAGAAAGAGCCCUGGAUGGUAAUGAGAGAAGGAACGAGAAGUUGGUACACAGACUUGGAGUCUAAGUAUGUCACCAAGGAGUUAUUUCCAGAAAAGGAUAUUUGUGAACUAUAUUUAUCUCAGUUGCAGACAAUGGACAAAAGUAAAACUUACACCCAUGAGGACACCAUUUUCAGAAGUGAUUUGCAGUGUAAACAUGAGUUGGAGAGACAAAAGGGACAUCAAAUGAAAUGUGUUAGUCAAAUGAUAAUCCAAAAACAUACAUCUCUUCCACUACAUCAGAAGAUUCAUGCUAGAGAGAAAUCAUACGAAUGUAAGGAAUGUUGCAAGGCUUUUAGACAGCAGUCAUACCUUAUUCAACAUCUGAGAAUUCAUACCGGUGAGAGACCCUAUAAAUGUCAGGAAUGUGGGAAGGCCUUUUGUCGUAUGGGGGACCUUCGAGUACAUCAGACAAUUCAUGGUGGAGAGAGACCCUAUGAAUGUAACGAUUGUGGGAAGACCUUUAGACUUCAUUACCACCUUACUGAACAUCAGAGAAUACAUUCUGGUGUGAAACCCUAUGAGUGUAAAGAAUGUGGGAAGGCCUUUAGUCGUGUUCGAGACCUUAGAGUACAUCAGACAAUUCAUGCUGGGGAGAGGCCUUAUGAAUGUAAAGAAUGUGGGAAGGCCUUUAGACUUCAUUAUCAACUUACUGAACAUCAGAGAAUUCAUACAGGUGAGAGGCCUUAUGAAUGUAAGAUUUGUGGAAAGACCUUUAGGGUACAACGACAUAUUAGUCAACAUCAGAAGAUUCAUACUGGUGUAAAACCCUAUAAAUGUAAUGAGUGUGGGAAGGCCUUCAGUCAUGGCUCAUACCUUGUUCAUCAUCAGAAAAUUCAUACUGGUGACAAACCCUAUGAAUGUAAAGAAUGUGGUAAGUCCUUUAGUUUUCAUGCGGAACUUACUCGACAUCAUAGGAUUCAUACUGGUGAGAAACCCUAUGAAUGUAAGGAAUGUGGAAAAGCCUUUCGUCUCCAAACAGAAUUGACUCGGCAUUGUAGAAUUCAUACUGGGGAGAAACCCUACAAUUGUAAGGAAUGUGGGAAGGCCUUUAUUUGUGGCUAUCAACUUACUUUACAUCUUAGAGCUCAUACCGGUGAGAUUCCCUAUGAAUGCAAGGAAUGUGGGAAAACCUUCAGUAGUCAGUAUCAUCUUACCCAACAUUACAGAAUUCAUACUGGUGAGAAACCCUAUGGAUGUAAAGAAUGCGGGAAGGCCUUUCGUCUUCAAGCAGAACUGACUCGACAUCACAGGAUUCAUACUUGUGAGAAACCCUAUGAAUGUAAGGAAUGUGGGAAGGCCUUUAUUCGUAGCAAUCAACUUAUUUCACACCAGCGAAUUCACAACAGUGAGAAUACCUAUGAAUGCAAGGAGUGUGGGAAGACUUUUAGUCGUCGCUACAAUCUCACUCAACAUUAUAAAGUUCAUACUGGUGAAAAACCCUAUGUAUGUAAAGAAUGUGGAAAGGCCUUUCGCUUUCAAACAGAAGUUACUCAGCAUCACAGAAUUCAUACUGGUGAAAAACCCUACAAAUGUCAGGAAUGUGGGAAAGCCUUUAUUCGUAGCAAUCAUCUUUCUCAACACCACAGAAUUCAUACUGGUGAGAAACCCUAUGAAUGUAAAGAAUGUGGGAAGGCCUUUAGUCGUCACUAUCACCUUACUCAACAUCACAGAAUCCAUACCGGAGAGAAACCCUACACAUGUAAUGAAUGUGGGGAUGCUUUUAUUUGUAGUUAUCAACUUACCUUACAUCAAAGAAUUCACACUGGUGAGAUUCCCUAUGAAUGUAAGGAAUGUGGAAAGACUUUUAGUCGCCGGUAUCACCUCACUCAACAUUUUAGACUUCACACUGGUGAGAAACCUUAUGGGUGUAAAGAAUGCGGGAAUGCCUUUCGUCUUCAAGCAGAACUUACUCGACAUCACACAGUUCAUACUGGUGAGAAACCCUAUAAGUGUAAAGAAUGUGGGAAAGCCUUUAGUGUUAAUUCAGAACUCACACGACAUCACAGAAUUCAUACUGGUGAGAAACCCUAUAAAUGUAAAGAAUGUGGGAAAGCCUUUAUUCGUAGUGAUCAACUCACUUUACAUCAGAGAAAUCAUAUUAGUGAGGAAACCCUAUGCAUAAUGUAAAAAGGAUACAGUGGCCUUUAGAAAAUGCCUUUUAUAACAACAGUAAAUACAUAUUUGAUUUAAGAAAAAUUUUGCUUGUUAGGGAACAUGUGGGAAUCCCUUUUGCUUCAUGCUCAAAACUGAACUGAGAAAUAGUUUUACACUAUCUAUCUAUCUAUCUAUCUAUCUAUCUAUCUAUCUAUCUAUCUGUCUAUCUAUCUAUCUAUCUAUCUAGAUUUAAAGGGCUUGAAAAAUUGUAGCAUUACCCAGUCUUGGUUAACUUUUGCAGACUGAUACUGGUACAGUGCACGCAAACCAAGAUGAAGGAUGUCUUCCCCCCAAAAAAACUGUUGUUGACCAAUACUUUGCUAAGAACAAUGAAAUUGGGUAACCAUGAAAAAUGAAAUUGAAAGACAAACAGACGUACAAAAUGAAAGUCCCAAUUUUUUAUGACUGGAUUUAACAGACAUAAAUUAGUUCUGUUGUGUUUAUGUAAAUGUCUCUAAAUGUUUGCUCUCAGUGUUUGUACCUUAACUCAUGGCAGACCAGAAGCAAACAAUCUGUGGACCAGCAUCAGUACGUGGACCACACUUUAUAUAGCAUUAUAACAGAAAAUAAUUCUGUUAAUGUAACAGAUGUGGGGAAAGAUGUUAGCCAUAGCGUAUCUUUACUGUAAUUCUCAUAAUUCCACCUCUGCCUGUGUGGUAUUGGCAAAACACUCCUCCCUUCUGUGCCUCAAUUUUAAAGAGGUAACUAGAAUAUCUACCUAAUAGUACUUUUGUUAAGGAUGAAGUGUUAAUAAAAAACAAAACCUAUAGAAGAGAAUGUGUUUAUAUGCAUUAUUUUUAUCAAUAGUGAUAUUAGGUAAAUUCACGUGAGAGGAUGACCCUAUGAAUGUAAAGAAUUUGUAAAAACUGCCCAUUACCUUUUACUUCUUAAAUGAAUAAUUAUGGAUAAAAUCUAGUAACACAAACUUUCAUUCCUAAAAACAGCACUCAUUUCUGAAAACUAAGGUGAGAAAGAAAUCUCCAGAACUGAUGAAUGUGGACAUUAAGAGAGUAAAGCGUUUGAAGAAUCAGGGAGAGCUGUAAUGUUUUUUCUUUUAUAAAAGAAACAUGUAACAUGUCCUUAAGCAGACAUAUUACAGUCUGCUUUUUCUGCCCCAAAUUCAUGAUAAAUUUGAAAGUAACAAUGAAAAAGGCCACUGUCCACUUGGAAAAAAAUAAAAGAAUAGUACAAUAAAUGCUGGUAUGCCUUCUCUAGAUUCAGUUAUUAUUAAUAUGUUGUCAUAUUUGGUUUGCUUCUGUAUAUUUUUGAUAUAUAUUUGCUGUAGUAUUUGAUGGUAAAUUAUAGACAUCAUGACAUUACACCUUUCUACAUAUAUCAUGCAAUGCCUAAGAAUAAAAGUUGUGUUCUACUUAAUCACUAUAUAACUGCACACCUAAGGAUAUUAACAGCAAUUCCACAAUCCAUAAUAUUACAGACAGAUAACCAGUGCCUUAACCCAACAUAUCGGAAAGAGUGUCUCUGGGAACAGUAGUAUUUAAUGGUACUUAAAAAAUGUUCUGUGCUCACGGACUUAGGAAGUUCUGAAUACUAAAAGCCCUUCUAGGGGAAAAAAAAUGCUUGUUUUCAGGCUAUCAAAGGACUUGAGUCCUACAAUAAAGAAAAUUUGUUGUUCUUUGUUUAUCUUCUACUGUAACUCAUACCUUACCAAGGAAGUCCCAUUCACAAUACCUAAUACUGAAAAUGCUGCCAUAACCCCCCAAAAAGUGACCCCAACGGAUGGACUGUCCAGAUAUCCUGGCAGAUGCUUAGCUAUGUUGAGAAAGGAAGUGCAUGACAUACUUCUCUGCUGCUCACAUCUUCCUCUGCAGUCAGCUGCUUGCUAACCGAAUGUAGGGCUGAUACUUUUCUACAAAAUUAAAACCCACUUGGUCCAGUUUUUUAUAUGAACAAAGCAUAAUGUAUUUAAAACAUCUUUUUUUUUUUUAGUGUUUAGGUUUAGCAAUUUUUCACUAUUUCAGAUAUACUUCAGUGAAUAUCCUUGUCUGUGACCAUUGGUUGGUGUGAGCUGGAAUGUCUCUCAUUCUAUACAUGUGGGAGUAGACUUGAGCAUACAUUUUAUACUCUUUCCGUUAUGUUAGAUAUUGCUGAAUUGCUCAUGGGUUACGUACACUUCCAGUUGUACUAGAUAUUGCCAGAUAGUUCUCUUAGACUCCUAUCAAAUUGAGUAUUCCAACAUCCUCACCUUAGAUAUAUGUUUUAAUAUAUUUUUUCAUAAAUUUCAAUUUUAAUUGAGCGUAUUUUUCAAACAUGUUUCUUGGCCAAUCAUUAUUUCUUUUCUUUGACUUUCCUAUUCUUGACUU